Messenger RNA from Manis pentadactyla (Chinese pangolin), 2036 nucleotides. RefSeq lists its product as uncharacterized. Lineage: Eukaryota; Metazoa; Chordata; Mammalia; Pholidota; Manidae. The transcript is spliced from 6 exons. Bases 608 to 1525 code for a protein of 305 amino acids. The record is from RefSeq and is a predicted model, not a curated record.
CCCUUGAGAGCCUCUUGCACUUUUCAAAAAAAAAGUAAGAAGAUAACAGAGGAGGGCUUGCGUGGCAGUUCUCAACGGAAGUCUAGAUUAUGCAGUUUAGGCUGAAUUAGUGAGGUUGAAUCAGACGGGGGUGUAACAGUGGUUCUCAACUCCAGAUGCAUAUGAAAAGGGUGUUAAAACGAAUCUUCCAGGUGAUUCUGCUGUACAGCUAGGGGUUAGGAGCCGCUAGGAUAAAGAGAAAGCCCCUUGACAAAAUGUCAAAAAGACCGGAAGAAAAUAAACCUCGCCAAAACCACAAACCCCACAGUGCACUGCGUGGGCGAGUCCCUGGAUUUCCCAGCGAGGCCGUUGGCCUUUUCCGGUGGCUGAAAUUCCCUCUUCACAUCCUGGCGCUGGGCAGAUGCCCACCCGGGACUGUGGCCUGCAGACCGCGCUGCCGAGUUUCCCUACGUACCUGGGAAUUGUUACUGUGGAAAGCCUCAGCCCUCAGGCUUUGAACAGAAGCGUGGGUACCUUCUAGGGGUAUUUAUUGUGCUUAAAUCUUAAAAGUCUGUCUCUUUCAUGUAAGAAAACUGCACAGGGCAGACAAAAACCCUCUGGGAAAACCAUGUGUUUCACAUUUACUAGGGGAACUGGCAGCAGUCUCAUUUCACUGGUGGGUUUGUUGAAGCGUCAUCAGAAGACGGCUGGAAUGAUCGAUGAGUACCCUUCAGGCUUCUCUGUUCCCGGCCUCGGCCACAAUACAGGUCAAGUCCAGCUUCUUUUUCCUGCCUGUGGUGUCCUGGGUGCUCUGCUACCUUCUGGCCCAAAGGACCUGCACCUCUGCUCCACUGAACCUGACAUCCUCUGCGGAUUCGGAAGCGUGCCCUCUUUGCCAUCUCACUCAGGGCAUCCCUCAAAGGCCCCGGUCCAUGGACAGCUGCUCUGUGUCCAUGUCGCCAGAUGUUCUCAAGACAGAAAAGGGACCUCAAUGGCUGACGAAGUGAUGAAGUCUCUGAGGUCCCAUUUCGAGAAGCUGGUCCCCUUCAAGAUGUGUCUAAAUGAUUUUAAAUGCAAAGAUGUAUCUGAUGCCACGGAGGACAGAGCCAGACCGUCUCUCAGCUCCAGGGCUGCAUCGCUGCGGGCACGCCGAGCUCCCCUGCCGUCGGCGCCCGGGUGCACCGUGCGCACCUGCCCUGCUCCGGACCGUCGUCUGCGCGCAGGAGGACCUCUCUGCCCACGGGCGCCGGGCACGCGGAGGACGGCAGCCAGGGUGGGGCGGGUAGGAAGGACGCCGAGCCCCGGAAGGGAGGUGAGGCAUGUGCGCGCCCGGCCCCCGCCACCCUCCGUGCUCCCAGGGCUCAGUCCGGUAAGCUGCGCCUUAGGUGGUGGCGUGCACCCGGGAGUGGGGCCGAGGAUGGAGACUCCAGGUACCUGCGGUGUCUGCCUGAGCAGGCAGAGUGAGGAGCGCGUGGCGACGGGGACGCGGGUGCCGGCUCACUGUCUGCUGCCUGCUCGGCGGGCUCAUUCUGGGAAGAUGGCAUAAUUUAUAGCCUGGCAUACGGAUGGAGGAGCUGUGGAUUGCAGUCUGGAAGUCCCCGGUGCUGUCACAGAGGAAACUGGUGGACUCGGUGACUGUACCAGCGUCCCCAGAGAAAACUGCAGCCUUGCGGCAUGGAUUUAAAUGCAUGUGCAUGCGUGUAGAGAUGUGAAGCCAAGGUUUCUGACCGUUUUGCACAGGAAGUCUGCCACUGCUGGAUCGGGCUUGAUUGCUGCUUGUAUUUUCAGCUUCAACUUAACACCCAUUUCCUGACUGGCUGGAGAGCAUGGGCCGAGCAGCUGCCUGCAGAAUUCCUUGUGACUGUGAAAGCCACCGCCUCAGCUUUCACUCCUUGAGGUUCCCAGUGCUCUCUGCUGUAGGACUGAUGGUGGGGUGCUGUUUUCUUCUUUUACAGAUCCUAGUAAACACAGCUGUAUUCAGUAUGGUGAAAAAUUCUAUCCUGUAAAUAGAAAUCUGAUCAAUUUAAUCAAAAUAAAUGUAUCCCAGAUGACUUUGA